AUGUCUUAUGAUAACAUCAAGUCAAGUUUUGAAUGGAUAUCCUCUCUGAAUGCAAAUACUCCAGUUACAGCCGUUCGCAAAACUUCCAUUAUUUGUACCAUUGGUCCGAAGACCAAUACCGUCGAAAUGAUAACAAAGCUACGUGAUGCAGGCAUGAAUAUUGUCCGUAUGAACUUCUCGCAUGGCUCCUAUGAAUACCAUAAAUCUGUUAUUGAUAACACACGCGAAAAUGCAAGACUAUACCCUGGUCGACCGGUUGCAAUCGCCCUAGAUACGAAAGGACCCGAGAUCCGGACAGGUCAAAUGCGUGAUAAUGUUGAGCUUCCCAUUACGGCUGGACACAUAAUGACCUUUAGUACAAAUGAUGAUUAUGCAGAGAUUUGUGAUUUGGAAGUGAUGUAUAUUGACUACAAGAACCUCACCAAAGUAAUUGACGUUGGCAAGAUCAUAUAUGUUGAUGAUGGAAUUCUUUCAUUUGAAGUAUUAGAAAAGCAUGAAGAUUCUGUCAAAGUUCGUGCAUUGAAUAGCGGAAAACUUUGCAGCAAAAAAGGAGUCAAUUUACCUAACACUGAUGUAGAUUUACCUGCAGUUUCUGAGAAGGACAAAAAAGACUUGUUAUUUGGGGUGGAAAAUGAUGUUGAUAUGAUAUUUGCCUCUUUUAUACGCACUGGCCAAGAUGUUAGAGACAUUCGAAAUAUUUUGGGUGAAAAUGGAAAGAAAAUCAAAAUUAUUUCCAAAAUUGAAAAUCAACAGGGUGUCAACAAUUUUGACGAUAUUUUGAAGGAAACUGAUGGUGUUAUGGUUGCACGCGGUGAUCUCGGCAUUGAGAUCCCACCCUCUCAUGUGUUUGUUGCUCAAAAAAUGAUUAUUGCAAAGUGUAAUCUUGCUGGAAAACCGGUAGUGUGCGCUACACAAAUGUUGGAGUCCAUGACACAUAAUCCUAGACCGACCCGUGCAGAAGUUAGUGAUGUUGCAAACGCUGUAUUGGAUGGUGCUGAUUGUGUCAUGUUGUCCGGUGAAACUGCUAAAGGAUCCUAUCCCAUUGAGUCCGUAAGAAUGAUGCACGAGACUUGUUUGACUGCUGAAUCAGUAAUUUGCUAUCCUCCUCUCUUCAACGAACUCCGUGCACUCACUCCUUUACCAAUGGAAACCACGGAAGCUGUGGCAUGUUCUGCAGUAUCAGCCGCACAUGAAAUUCGUGCAGCAUGUAUUCUUGUGUUGUCAACUUCAGGCAACACGGCUCGCCUAAUUUCUAAGUACAGGCCGCGUUGUCCUAUUAUUACUGUUACGAGAGUCGCUCAAACAGCAAGACAGAUUCACCUCUAUCGAGGAUGUUACCCUUUCGUUUAUGAACAUAUGGAACUCCCUCCGACUGAUGAAACCGGUGAUCAAUGGCAGUUUGAUGUGGAAGAAAGAAUUAAGUGGGGAAUAAAGCGUGCCGUGGAGCUCAGUAUACUCAAAAGUGGCGAUCCAGUAAUUGCCAUUCAAGGCUGGAAAGGCGGACUUGGAAAUACCAAUACAAUACGCAUUUUACAAACGCCAUGA
Molecule: messenger RNA, 1545 nt
Organism: Acaulospora morrowiae
Lineage: Eukaryota; Fungi; Glomeromycota; Glomeromycetes; Diversisporales; Acaulosporaceae
Source: the annotation of a GenBank genome assembly